UCUUGUUUAUCAUCCACAUGACAUCACGGUUGCGUGCUACAUCAGUGGUCACAGAGGUCUGCCGAGAGGUGUCUGUGCUGCGAGAUGUUGGCAGCAGCAGGUUUUAGUGGGAAGUUAUUAGUAAGGUGUGUGAGAACAUUACCUCCAUAUGCGGUGUCUCCUUCGUCUCUCUGUGGGGUCGCUUAUUACAGAGGAAAAAAGACCCCGGCUAACAGCGGCACUCUGAUCCCGAGCCGAGCUGCCAGCGGCGCGCAUCACGCGACAGGGAAGCUGGUGCGUAAUGGCGAGGAUAAGAAGGCAGUGAUCUGCAUUGAGGGGAACAUUGCCAGUGGGAAGACGACCUGUCUGGAAUAUUUCAGCAAAACUAGCAAUAUAGAGGUCCUAACAGAACCAGUCUCUAAAUGGAGGAAUGUCCGUGGACACAACCCUCUGGGCCUCAUGUACCAGGAUCCUGAGCGCUGGGGCCUCACACUGCAGACAUAUGUCCAGCUGUCCAUGCUGGACCGACACCUGUCAACCAUAUCAGCCCCUGUCAGGAUGAUGGAGCGCUCCAUCUUCAGUGCCAAGUACAUCUUUGUGGAGAAUCUCUACAGGAGUGGCAAAAUGCCAGAGGUGGACUUCGCUGUCCUCAGCGAGUGGUUUGAUUGGAUCACAACUAACAUUUCCAUUCCUGUGGAUCUGAUUGUGUACCUGCAGACGUCUCCUCAGACCUGCCAUGAGAGGCUGAAGCAGAGGAGCAGGGAGGAGGAGAAAGUCAUUCCACUGGAGUAUCUGGAGUCCAUCCACCAGCUGUAUGAGGAUUGGCUCAUCAAGAAAAGCUCCUCCCCUCUUCCUGCUCCUGUUCUGGUGAUUCCUGCUGACCAAGACCUCCAGGAGAUGCUGCACCAGUACAAAGAAAACCGUGACAAGAUCCUCACAGCUAGCUCUCUCUGAUACCAAAUUCACACUCUUCACUUUUUCGUAACUUGACAGCAGAUUUCUCUUCAAUGAACAACUAUAUUUCCAACUUCUGUUUAGUCAAUAGGUAUAAACAGGGGCUAUUGUUAUAUUUAGUAGCUAUUAUAACGUUUCCUCACCAACAAUGCAUAACAAUGGUAUUCUCACUUAAAGGGUGUAAAUGCUUCAGAGAAUCUUAAACUGUUAUAAUAACUCAGUUUUUUAACAAAGCACUUAAACAUUUCUUAACAGAACCUGAAAAGACUCAAACUUCAAACUGUGAGCUUGAACUGAUUCAUUUCUCAUUUGCGUGAAGAUUUCUGGUCAUUUUUUAUUUAUUGGUUUGAUGUAUAUUUCACCAAAUUGAAAUGCACUUAGAUGUUGCUGUUACCCAGAUAUGAUGUGUAAUGUGUUGGAUUGUUUACCUCAGUGAGUCCAUCACAGACUAGACAAACACCAUUCCAACUCCACAGAUAUCACAUGUGGAAAUCCACUGUACAAAUAUUUAAUUCAAGUUGGGACAGGUUCUCCAAUGUUUUUCUGUAACUCCUUUUAACUAAGGAACCUUUGCUAUUUUUUUACGAAUUUUACUAUAUUAAAACCCUCCUAUUAUCUUCGUUUCCCCCCCCUUACUUUGGUGUUCGCGGUCAAAUUUGACCGGUCCUGUUUUAACUGCUAUUACAUUAACACAAAAACCAUUAAUCAUCACC
This is a messenger RNA of Trematomus bernacchii (emerald rockcod), 1646 nucleotides long. RefSeq names its product thymidine kinase 2 (gene tk2). Gene Ontology annotation, biological process: nucleobase-containing compound metabolic process. The transcript has 10 exons. Gene Ontology annotation, molecular function: deoxynucleoside kinase activity; ATP binding. Lineage: Eukaryota; Metazoa; Chordata; Actinopteri; Perciformes; Nototheniidae. The coding region runs from base 85 to 933 and encodes 282 amino acids. Gene Ontology annotation, cellular component: mitochondrion; cytoplasm. The record is from RefSeq and is a predicted model, not a curated record.